AUGGCCCCUCACCAAGAUGUCCCCUCACCGGCGGGUAGUUUCACAGCCGGCUUUAGCAGAAUACCUUACAACCCUAAUACUUCUUCACAUCUACACAUCGAAAGUCUGACUGCGGCUGAAUCAAAUUCACCUCUUAGCAGCUCAUACGACAGCGCAGUACUUGGCGCAGAUCUGCAGGAGACCCGACCACUUGUUCCCGGUGUCUAUGUACCUACCAUGUGCUUCUUCGAGCCGGGUACGGAAAACGUGGACGUCAAUACUGUGGCUCGCCAUGCAGUACGACUUGCUCAAGCGGGUGUGACCGGCCUGGCCACCCAGGGCUCCAACGGAGAAGCAGUCCAUCUUUCACACGCCGAGCGUCAACUCGUCACGGCAACAACACGACAAGCUCUCAAUGACGCCGGUUUCUCUCACAUGCCCAUCAUCGUCGGCUGCGGAAGCCAGAGCACACGCGAGACGAUACAAUACUGUACUGAGGCCUGGGCUGCUGGUGGAGACUAUGCCUUGGUGCUUCCUCCGUCAUACUACGCUGGCCUCUUUGCUCCGUCAUCGGAAACCAUCUUCGAGUACUUUCAUACGGUGGCUGAUGCAUCACCGAUUCCUCUCAUCAUCUACAACUUUCCUGGCGCAGUGGGAGGCAUGGAUCUGUCCUCCGACGUCAUUGUGCAGUUGUCUCAGCAUCCCAACAUCGUUGGCGUUAAGCUUACAUGCGGAAACACGGGCAAGUUGAACCGCGUUGCCGGCGCGACGAGGAAGCUGGCAAAGAAUCCCAACUCGAAGACCCCUGAGUUCCUCGUCUUGGCAGGUUCAGCCGACUUCUCUAUCCAGGCCUUGGUAGCUGGAGGGCAUGGCAUCCUCGCAGGCCUGGCCAACAUCGCCCCCAAGGCUUGCAUCAGAACCAUUGAGCUGUUCCAAGAGGGGAGACAUGGAGAAGCUCAGGAUAUGCAAGAGAUCGUCUCACAAGGCGACUGGACAGCGAUCCAAGGUGGUGUUGUGGGCGUGAAAGCUGGCCUUCAGGCGUGGCUGGGCUACGGUGGUGUGGCCCGGAGCCCAUUGCCGAAGCCCACGGCCGAGCAGAUGAAGAAGUGGAAAGAAGGAUUCCGUGAACUAGUCGUUCUCGAGAAGUCGCUAUGA
Messenger RNA from Colletotrichum abscissum, 1134 nucleotides. Its product is annotated as dihydrodipicolinate synthetase. NCBI's taxonomy places the organism in Eukaryota, Fungi, Ascomycota, Sordariomycetes, Glomerellales, Glomerellaceae. The record is from RefSeq and is a predicted model, not a curated record. The coding region runs from base 1 to 1134 and encodes 377 amino acids. The transcript has a single exon. Gene Ontology annotation, molecular function: 4-hydroxy-tetrahydrodipicolinate synthase activity.